CCUCCGCAUCUGUGAAGAGUAGCGGGGGAUCGCGGCCACAGAGUCACAGCGGCACCGAACCGGUAUGGUGUGCGGUACGCAUCGCGGCGCGCACUGCAGCUCAGCCUCACCGGCACCGUCCUCUGCGCUCGUUUGUAAAUGCGGCACGUUUGACAGCUGCUGCGGGUCCGCCGAACCGGAGCUCAUCGUAUAAAGUCGGGAGCGGAGGAACAGCUGAUCCACGGAUGGUCGUCGGAGGCAACAAUCACCAGAGCCAAACAAGUGUUCAGCCUCUGCAGUGAGGUGCAUUUGGUCGAUGAAGGCCACUCAUCAUUGUGAUGUAUAAUGGCUCCUGCACUGAGUGCUAUGUUGGGGUCAGGGGCCGUGGGGUCAGAGGUCGCAGGGGUGGCGGCGCUGGCUAAAGGGGAGCUGGCACUUGUAGGCACGCUCACGGCGCUCACGGCUUUCCUGCUGCUAUCUGUCCUGCUGCUGCUGUGUGCGAGCUGCCAGGGGCAGAAAAAAGGGGGGCCGCCAGGAGACCAUGAAAACCUGAUGAAUGGGGUGUCAGAAAAGGAAGCAUGCAGCCAGUCAGUAGAGAGCCAUGGGACUGACUUGGCGGUCAGCAGUUCCCAUAAUGGGCCUCUUACCAGUGGUACAGUACUAACAGACACAAUGGACACAAGUCCCCAGCCUUCAGAAGACAUGCUGUCCAGCCAAUCAGAGAUCAGAUCCUCUAAGUAUCACCAGGAUCGCGAAUUACCCAGCAUUCCUCCCACAGAUACCCUCAAAGCAGCCAUAGAUGCUCAAGCUCCCUCAGGAGAAGGCACGUACGAGGUGGUGAAGGACAGCGCCUCCCGUGAUGUCAGUGUCGAGGACUGUCUAUAUGAGACAGUGAAAGAACUCAAGGACAUUGGCCUCCCCAACGGUACACUAAGCCCAGAGGAACCACCUGCGCCUCUUCUUAACGGCCACCCAAGCCCUGCUACACCAGACCACACCAUGCUGCCCAAUGGUGUGGAGUAUGCCUCCGUCAACCUCAGCAAGAAGAGCCGCUACAGCACCGACAUGGAGGCCAGGCGCUCGGCCGCCAUUGUGAAUUUCGAAGAGCCCGAGGAUGAAAAACCACCUCCUGUACCAGACAAAGUACUGGAUGAGAAUGAGAACCAGCAGAUCCCGAAUGGGCAGUUACACUCCACGUUGACAUCUCCAGAACUUCAGGAUGACGUGUCUCCGGACAGUGAGUUGUCAGACAUGUACUCGAAGGUAGUGAAGAAUUCUUUAAAGGAAACGGAGAAUGACUACAGCAGUAUUGGAGACAUCAAGGGAAUGGUGCCGGAGUCGACUUCCAGUGAUCUUUAUGCCACGGUUGGAGAUGAAUUCCCAAUGGCUCUUGGCUCCCAGCCUCCGGAAGGGCUUACAGAGAAUGCAGACCCUGGGUACGAGACCAUCACGAUCUCCAAAGCAUCUGAAGAGGCUCAUCAGGGCAAUGGGAUAGUGGAGCCUGACUAUGAGAGUGUGGGGGAACUGGGUCUCAACGGGGACAUCUCUCGUCUCUGACCACCCGUGUAAGGGACUGUGGACGCUGAGAAGUCACUUCUCUGAGGUUUAGAAGUGGCAGUUGGGGUGAUAUCGCGAGUAUAAUGCACUUAACCUUUGCUGAUUGAAUGUUUUUGAGCAUAGCAUUUAUGCAGCGUAUAGUUUUCGAAUAUUCUAAACAAAGGGGUUCAUUUAAACCUGUGACCCAGCACAGGAAAUGAAACACUCUAUAGUCGCUCGGAAGACUGUUUGUUAUGCUAUUCAUGUGAAAAUUUGCGUACCACAAACCCAAGUUUCCCCUCACUGGCACCGUUUAUGACUGAUAUGUUCCUACCAAUUUGCCAAUUUUGUCCCGACACAUGCAGCAGGGAUGUAUCUAAUACAGAGCAUCUCCAUUUGUUUAGCAGGAGAGCAUUUGAUAUUUUUAAUGCUUUCUGGGCAGCUGAUGUGCUCAACGAUUGCAGUUACUCUUCAAUACACACCAUCUCUAAACGCUUUCCACAGCUUGUUCCCGUUCUAGUAAGAAACACAAAACAAAAUGCUCACAAAUGCAUCCCAUUACUAAUAUCCUCUAAUGUACAGCUGUAAUUAUGGUUUAUUAAAAUAAAAGACAUUACAUUAGGGUAAAUUAGAGCCUGAAAGCUCUGAUAUAGAAAGGAAUACUUUUUGCUAGACCAAAGAUUAACACAUGCAUAUGAAUAUUAAGCAAGAAUAUCUGCUGCAUUGAAAACACAGCAACACAAAUGUGACUUAAAUUAGUUCAAAUGGAAAACAUGUAUAAUGCUAAUGCUAUUUCAGACUUUGAUGUAAAAUAUGCUAUAUCUGAAUAGCGGAAGAUCAUGUUUAAUCAUGUCUGCAUAUCCUAAUUAAUAUACAUGAGCUGAGAGUUCAUCGUUUUGUGACAUUACAAGCAGCACAUCUGCUUAACCCCCUUCCCAAGUCUCCGCCACUUUUCGAAACAAAGCGACACCAAUGGCUGUGCUUUUUACGAGAAAUAUUUUAUUCAUAUUGUGUACUAGUAGGUUCCACGCGUUUGCACACUGCACCUGCUGUGAGCUCCACUCUGCCUGCCCGUUUUCACGUGAUACUAGUUGAGCAACCGACAGAGUCGUGUCCUCGUAUAACCCCGAGAAGAGAACCAAUCAGAUCGAGUCAACAGCAGACCUCUCAGCUCAGUCCAUUAAGGAACUAGACUCAUUUUAAUCAUUCAGAACUGCUGGAGCAUUUACUUUCACAAGUAGUAAGCAAGAGGUGUUCACAUAAAGCAUAUCGAAAUAUAAAAGAGGAACAUUUAAAUGUUGCCAUCAUUCUGAGCCGUUUAACUUUUUUUUUUUUUUUUUUCAAUGUGUCAAAUCACAUGCUCUGGUGAGGAAGUGACCUUUUAGGUACGCAAAGUUAAGCACACUCAUUUAAGAAUGUACUAAAAGGGUAUUAACGAAAAGUUGGCUAUUAUCUAUUGCUGGUGUGAGUUUGCAUCCUUUCAAUUGUUCACUUAAUGCCAUUUGUGAUGUAAUUGAGCUAUGUUGUCAAGAUUUAUGUUUUUUUUUAUUGAUGCAGCUGUAUUGAUUGACUAUCAGAUACAUUAUAUAUUUCAGAUAUUGUUUAGUUUUUACAUGUAAUAGGUACGCAACAUUUCAAAAGGUACUGCCACACUGCAGCUUUGCCUGGCAGCUUAUGUACUUUAUUAUCAGGUAUGCAUUUUUAGCUGCUUUUACAUUCAUGUAGCAGUAUAAUCAAAAAGCAUAGCGCAUCCAGACGCUGCAUGGGACAACUUCAUGCCAAGAGACACUUGUAAAUAUUCAAAAGACUAUUAUGAGCUAUUAAAUUAUGUCAGUGUUCAAGUAAAGUUCUGUAAUAAUUGGAAGCAGCUCUCAAAUGACAGCACGUGGAACUUUUAUAGUUUGUUUGUAUCUAAGAUCUAAUGAAAAUUUAAGAGUCAGUGGAAUACAGCCUGUUUUCUAGAUGCAUUUUUAAUUAAAGAAAGUUUAAUGGAGGUUUAUUAACAUUUAAAAGGCUAAUAGGAAUAUGUAUUUCUUUUGGAGUAUUUAGCACUAUUUAAAACGUGAGGUUUUUUGAGGACUGCGGAUGGAGUCCAAAUGUUGUCCGUGUUUGCUUGUAAUGGUACGUCGUGUUGGUACAGGUUCCAUAUUAAAAAGUUGUUUUAUUUAAUAUCAUGGUGAAACAUUGAGCAUUUGGUUUCUCCCUCUAACCAAAUUAUGUAUUAAGUUGUAAAUAAGAAUGAAUUUUACAUUUGUUUAUUUCAUCAUAACCUUUGUAUUGUGGUAUUUGCUUAUUAAACAUAUAGUCAUGCUGGACUAAUAA
Messenger RNA from Puntigrus tetrazona (Sumatra barb), 3837 nucleotides. RefSeq names its product phosphoprotein membrane anchor with glycosphingolipid microdomains 1 (gene pag1). NCBI's taxonomy places the organism in Eukaryota, Metazoa, Chordata, Actinopteri, Cypriniformes, Cyprinidae. The coding region runs from base 325 to 1536 and encodes 403 amino acids. Gene Ontology annotation, biological process: intracellular signal transduction; negative regulation of T cell activation. Gene Ontology annotation, cellular component: membrane raft; plasma membrane. The record is from RefSeq and is a predicted model, not a curated record. The transcript is spliced from 8 exons.